This is a messenger RNA of Recurvomyces mirabilis, 1515 nucleotides long. It is a transcript of the gene RVB1, whose product is annotated as RuvB ATP-dependent DNA helicase pontin. Lineage: Eukaryota; Fungi; Ascomycota; Dothideomycetes; Mycosphaerellales; Teratosphaeriaceae. The transcript is spliced from 2 exons. Gene Ontology annotation, cellular component: Ino80 complex; R2TP complex; NuA4 histone acetyltransferase complex. The coding region runs from base 1 to 1515 and encodes 504 amino acids. The record is from RefSeq and is a predicted model, not a curated record. Gene Ontology annotation, biological process: regulation of transcription by RNA polymerase II; chromatin remodeling; box C/D snoRNP assembly. Gene Ontology annotation, molecular function: ATP binding; ATP hydrolysis activity; DNA helicase activity.
AUGGCGACCAACGGCACAAUCGCACCACCUUCACAACCUAGCGAUAGCAACCAAGUAAAGAUCUCCGAAGUGCGAAACACAAACUCGCGCGAGAACCGGACAGCCGCACAUUCCCAUAUCAAAGGUCUUGGCUUGCGACCAGACGGCUACGCAGACGUUCACAGCACGAAUGGCUUUGUUGGCCAGACAGCGGCGCGAGAAGCAUGCGGUGUCGUGGUCGACCUCAUUCGGACGAAAAAGAUGGCUGGGAAAGCUGUACUGUUAGCGGGUGGACCAGGUACGGGAAAGACGGCAUUGGCAUUAGCUGUGAGCCAUGAGCUGGGGACGAAGGUUCCGUUCUGCCCUAUGACGGGAAGUGAGGUAUACAGUGCAGAGGUCAAGAAGACGGAGGCGCUGAUGGAGAACUUCCGGCGAGCGAUUGGACUGCGUGUGCAGGAGAGGAAAGAAGUGUACGAGGGUGAGGUUGCAGAGCUCACGCCGGAGGAGAGCGAGAACCCGCUCGGCGCAUACGGGCGGACAAUCUCACAUCUACUCAUCACACUACGGAGCUCACGAGGUACUAAGAAGUUACGGCUAGAUCCCAGCAUAUACGAAGCUAUCCAGAAAGAACGAGUACGGGUGGGUGACGUGAUAUACAUCGAAGCAAACACUGGUUCUGUAAAGCGAGUGGGACGAUCAGAUGCUUUCAGCACAGAGUUCGAUCUUGAGGCGGAAGAGUACGUGCCAGUGCCCAAGGGCGAGGUGCACAAGAAGAAGGACAUUGUGCAGGAUGUCACGCUACACGAUUUGGAUGUUGCGAACGCGAGACCGCAGGGAGGACAGGAUGUAAUGAGCAUGAUGGGACAGUUGAUGAAGCCACGCAAGACGGAGAUCACGGAGAAGUUGAGGGGCGAGAUCAACAAGGUGGUCAACAAGUACAUUGACCAAGGUAUUGCUGAGCUCGUGCCGGGUGUGCUAUUCAUCGACGAAGUCCACAUGCUCGACAUUGAAUGCUUCACCUACCUCAACCGCGCGCUCGAAUCACCCCUCGCACCCAUCGUCAUCCUCGCCUCCAACCGCGGCCAAACCAGCAUCCGCGGCACAACCUCCCCACUAACCCCCAAUGACCCUGGCCUCAUAUCCGCACACGGCAUCCCUCCCGACCUCCUUCCCCGCCUUCUUAUCAUCCCAACACACCCGUACACCGGCACCGAAAUCCGCACGAUCAUCAACACACGCGCUAAGCUUGAGUUCGCCACUGCUACUGCGCCUAGUCUGGCGGAUAAUCCGCAGGCUCUCAAAGUCUCUGCUUCGCUGGCGCCGGAUGCGGUCGAUGAGUUGACGAGCCAGGGCGAGAGUGUUAGUUUGAGAUAUGCGUUGCAAUUGCUAGCGCCGGCGGGGAUCUUGGCGAGGGCGAGGGGUAGUGAGGGUGGGAUUGUGACGGGGAUGGAUGUGCAGGAGGCUGUGGGGCUGUUCUGGGAUGCGGGAAGGAGUGCUGGGCAGUUGAGAGAGAGGGCUGGGGAGUUCAUUUCGUGA